This is a messenger RNA of Eruca vesicaria subsp. sativa (arugula), 267 nucleotides long. The record is from the annotation of a GenBank genome assembly. NCBI's taxonomy places the organism in Eukaryota, Viridiplantae, Streptophyta, Magnoliopsida, Brassicales, Brassicaceae.
AUGGGAGAUGGGGGUAUCAAGACAGUGUUAAGGAUCAAAGAGGAUAUCACAGUAAGGGCAAGAAAAAAAUGUAUGAUGAACAAGACACCAAAAAGGUUAAGGUGCCUGAAAGAGGGAACAAGAGAACUUCAACAUACCAUAGCCAUAGCGGAGCUGAGGAAGGAGGCUCACGAUACAGAGGACCCCGAGGGGAACAGUCCCGAAGCCAUUCUCAAGAAGAAAGGAACCUAUCUUCUUGUGGCCAAAGAAGAGAAGGAGUACCUUUGA